AUGGCAAACAGGAAACGUCAAAGCACUACAACCGGCAUGCUGGAUCACAGGGUGAUACCUUGCCCUACUUCAUCUCACCACAGGGAGCCUGAAAGUGAGGAAAAUGACCUGCCUAGUGAAGAUUACAUAGCAAAGGAGGCAGAGCUAACAGCUAUCAGAGAAGGUAGCCCUACCCCUGUGGAACACGAGUGCAAUGAUAAUAGUGGAGAUGGCGAUUCCAGCUCCGAUUAUGUGAAUAAUUCCUCUGAAGAGGAGGACUAUGAUGAAGGCCUGCCAGAGGAAGAGGAAGGGAUCACAUACUAUAUUAGGUAUUGUCCAGAGGAUGACAGUUAUCUGGAAGGAAUGGACUGCAAUGGGGAAGAGUAUGUGCCUCACGAAGAACACCAAGUUGAAACUGAUGAAUGUCAAGAAGCUGUGGAAGAAGAAUGGACAGAAGCUAACAUUCAGCACCAUGAUGAAAGUGAAGUGACUGAAGGGCAAGACUACCAAGAUAACUGUGUUCAGAUUUUGGAGGAUGAAGUAUCUUCUCUGGAGAUUCAAGACCAAGAAGAAAACAUACAAUACUGUCAAAAUGAAGAAAGCUAUCAGGACUAUUAUCCACCAGAAGCUAAUGGAAACAGUCAUGGGAUGUCGCCCUACCGUUCGAGGAAAGAAGAUGCUGAGUUGGAAGAGCAGGAAGAAGACAUUGACCAGAUCGUAGCUGAGAUUAAAAUGAGCAUGAGUAUGAGCAGCAUUAACAGCACAACAGAAAUGAGCCCUGAGCAUGGCGGGACUGAAAAUGUGCAAAAUGACUAUAAAGAGACUUGUCCAAAAGGUGAUGCUGGUCAUGAAGGGAGGCCAAAAUCAUUGAAUAUUCCACCUGCUUCAAAGCAUGUUGGAGAUAUGCCUAGAGGUUUUAAAACAAAGUCAAGAACUCCAGAAGACAGACAGAAAUGGCCGCAAGAACAGGUGUGCAAUGGUUUAGAACAGCCAAGGAAACAACAACGUUCUGACCUAAAUGGACCAAUUGACAACAAUAAUGCACCAGAGACAAAGAAAGUGUCUUCGUUUCCAAGUUUUGUUGAUGUUCCAGGACCCUGUGAACCUGAAGAUCUCAUUGAUGGAAUCAUCUUUGCAGCCAAUUACUUGGGUUCUACACAGCUGCUCUCAGAACGUAACCCUUCCAAAAAUAUAAGAAUGAUGCAAGCUCAAGAGGCAGUGAGCCGUGUCAAGAGGAUGCAAAAGGCGGCUAAAAUCAAGAAAAAAGCGACUUCUGAGGGAGAUUCCCAGGCCUUGACUGAAGUGGAUCUGUUCAUCUCCACACAGAGGAUUAAAGUUCUGAAUGCAGAUACACAGGAAACUAUGAUGGAUCAUGCGUUGCGCACAAUCUCAUACAUUGCUGAUAUUGGUAACAUCGUUGUUUUAAUGGCAAGACGCCGGAUGCCAAGAUCUGCUUCUCAAGACUGUAUAGAGACGACACCUGGUGCCCAAGAAGGAAAGAAACAGUACAAAAUGAUAUGUCAUGUCUUUGAAUCUGAGGAUGCACAGCUGAUAGCUCAAUCAAUUGGUCAGGCUUUCAGCGUGGCCUACCAGGAGUUUCUGAGAGCCAACGGAAUUAAUCCAGAGGAUCUCAGUCAGAAAGAAUAUAGUGACAUAAUCAAUACCCAGGAGAUGUAUAAUGAUGAUCUUAUACACUUCUCCAAUUCAGAGAACUGCAAGGAGCUGCAGCUAGAAAAGCAGAAGGGAGAAAUUCUCGGGGUGGUGAUUGUGGAAUCAGGAUGGGGAUCCAUCCUACCCACAGUUAUCCUGGCUAACAUGAUGAAUGGAGGUCCUGCAGCUCGUUCAGGGAAACUAAGCAUUGGAGACCAGAUAAUGUCUAUUAAUGGAACCAGUUUAGUUGGUCUUCCUCUUGCAACAUGCCAAGGGAUUAUAAAGGGUCUUAAGAACCAGACGCAGGUGAAACUGAACAUUGUCAGCUGUCCUCCUGUUACAACCGUCCUCAUAAAACGACCAGACCUGAAAUACCAGCUGGGCUUCAGUGUACAGAAUGGAAUCAUUUGCAGCUUGAUGCGAGGUGGAAUAGCGGAACGGGGAGGGGUCCGAGUAGGACAUCGCAUUAUUGAGAUCAAUGGGCAAAGUGUUGUGGCCACUGCUCACGAGAAGAUAGUACAAGCCUUGUCUAACUCAGUGGGAGAGAUUCAUAUGAAGACUAUGCCAGCUGCAAUGUUCAGGCUUCUAACUGGCCAAGAGACACCCCUGUACAUCUAG
Molecule: messenger RNA, 2247 nt
Organism: Emys orbicularis (European pond turtle)
Lineage: Eukaryota; Metazoa; Chordata; Testudines; Emydidae
Gene: APBA2
Product: amyloid beta precursor protein binding family A member 2
Exons: 12
Coding region: 1-2247 (748 amino acids)
Biological process (GO): chemical synaptic transmission
Cellular component (GO): plasma membrane; cytoplasm; dendritic spine
Molecular function (GO): protein binding; amyloid-beta binding
Source: RefSeq, a predicted model, not a curated record